Molecule: messenger RNA, 2182 nt
Organism: Dreissena polymorpha
Lineage: Eukaryota; Metazoa; Mollusca; Bivalvia; Myida; Dreissenidae
Product: ribosome biogenesis protein NOP53-like
Exons: 15
Coding region: 150-1427 (425 amino acids)
Biological process (GO): rRNA processing; ribosomal large subunit assembly
Cellular component (GO): nucleolus
Molecular function (GO): 5S rRNA binding
Source: RefSeq, a predicted model, not a curated record
AACCAGCCCUCAAUCUUCCUUCAUUAUAUGUACAAACAUAUUAAUCUAAUAGCGGGGUGGGAGGUGGGACUUACCGAUAGCAGUAAACACCAUGCAGUCAUAAACAUUAAAGCGCUUGUUUUGCAAGCGUUUUGUUUGUGUUUUGAAGAAUGGAAAACGUGGGUGGUAAAAAUACUAGGAGAAAACAUCUCAGCAAAAACAAAAAGAAAUCAUGGAGAAAAGUUGAUAUAAAGGACGUUGAAGAAUUCUUAGAAGAUGAAAGACUUCAGGAAAGAACGGGAGGAAUCAUUGCAGACAAAGCCAAUGAAUCUCUCUUCUUUGUGGACAAAAAGAGUGAAGAUCCUACAAAAAUCUUGGCAGAUAGAAGGUCCAGAAAACGAGCUGCACAAGAGAGACUGCAUGACCUUGAAAUAGCCUUGCAACCCCCACCUCCAAAAAAAAAGGACAAACGUGCAGCAGCGGUAAUUGAAAAAGAAGCUAGUGGGAAAUUGACCAAGACACGGACAGAGUCCAUACAAAAACGAAAGGCUGCGAAGAGGGAACGAGGUUUUAAACAGCGAGAUGCUGCAAAAUUGCCUGAGGCUAAAUAUGACUUGUGGGGAGGUGACCAACAAUCAGAACAAAAAGAUGAUGAUCAUUUCCUUGAAGUUACUAGAAAGAAACAAGUGAAGGCCCCUGCACAUCUGAGGGAGCCCACGUCCCUAGUACCAGCAGUAGAGAUACCCCACCCUGGAGCCUCAUAUAACCCAGGAUACGAGGAAUAUCAGGAUUUGUUAAAGAAAGCACAUAUCACAGAAGAGAAAAAGCUUCAAGAGGAAGAGAGAAUAAAACGUGCGCUGGACUCUAAAUUCCCGUCUGCUGCAGAUGCACCAACAGAGGCCACUAAUCUGUUGGAAAUGUCGGCGGGGCUGUUUGACGAGGACAGUGACAAUGACACUGCGCCUGGCGACCUGGAGAAACUCUCAGUCAACCCUCCCGUCCGGCGCGAGAACAAAAAAGAUGAACGCAGGAGAAAAAAGGAGAAAGCUAGGAAGGAAAAGUUAGAGGCUGCAAAGAGGCAAAAAGAGAAGAGAAUAAAAGAUAACAACUUCAACAGAUUAAGGUCCAUUAAGAGGGAGAUCAAGGCGGAGGAGGCUGAGAGUGAAGUGAAAGCCAAGAAGCGUGCAGAACAGAGGGCUCAGGAGGCAUUCAAAACAAAACGCCUCUCAAAAAAUAAAUUUGUGGAACCUGACCUUGAGGUGAAGUUAAGUGAUGAGUUGGUUGGGUCGCUGAGGGAACUACGGCCAGAAGGUCAUCUUUUACUAGACAGAUUUAACAGCCUGAUGAAGAGAAACAUGCUGGAACCUAGGGGUGCUCCGGGAAGGAAACAAAAGAGGAAGUACAAGCCAAGAGUGUUCGAAAAGAAGUCACACAAAGAUGUCAAAUGAUGCCUGCAAUGGAAUCCCAUUUUAUUUGUUGUUGUUAUAAGUAAAACUUGCAAUUUUUUUUUUUAAGUGUAUUUAGAAUUAUUACAGUUGUACUGUGUAUUGGAGCCUUGUUCUGGGAAAACGGGGCUUAAUGGAAGUGCGUGAAGUGUUGCCCCAGAUUAGCUUGUUCUGGGACAACGGGGCUUAAUGGAAGUGCGUGAAGUGUUGCCCCAGAUUAGCUUGUUCUGGGACGACGGGGCUUAAUGGAAGUGCGUGAAGUGUUGCCCCAGAUUAGCUUGUUCUGGGACGACGGGGCUUAAUGGUAGUGCGUGAAGUGUUGCCCCAGAUUAGCUUGUUCUGUCUUCAAAUGCUUAUUAUGAACAACAAUUGUAUUUUCGGUGAAAGAAUCUUCUGAGCAAAAGUAACAUACUGAUUAGCCUGCGCAGACACAGGCUUAGAUGGGACAUGUUACGCAUAUGCAUUAAUCCCUGUUUUCCCAGAACAAGGCUUAUUGGUUAUCUUGUUGAUGUCCAGUAGAUACCAACUUGCAAGCAGUUCUUUUGUUGUGAAUUCUUAAAAUGUUAAACUCCAGUUACAAAGUAAAUGAACUACCGGGUAUACUGGAAUUUGUUGGUCCAUCUGCCUGUAUGUCUGUCAGUAGACACAAAGUCGUCUAAAGGUGUUCUACACCUUUCCACGUAAAACAUUUAAACUCUCAGUUUUUUGUGAUAAUCAUGUUCCACAUUUACAAAUAAACAAUUAAAUGUUUAAUAGUG